This is a messenger RNA of Puntigrus tetrazona (Sumatra barb), 7712 nucleotides long. Its product is annotated as calcium-activated potassium channel subunit alpha-1. The coding region runs from base 585 to 4772 and encodes 1395 amino acids. The transcript is spliced from 34 exons. Gene Ontology annotation, biological process: potassium ion transport; transmembrane transport. The record is from RefSeq and is a predicted model, not a curated record. NCBI's taxonomy places the organism in Eukaryota, Metazoa, Chordata, Actinopteri, Cypriniformes, Cyprinidae. Gene Ontology annotation, cellular component: postsynaptic membrane. Gene Ontology annotation, molecular function: large conductance calcium-activated potassium channel activity.
AUGACUUCAAAUCGUGCUUUUCGUGGCUGCCGAAACGUUCUGAAUGCGUUUUAAGUAUAACCACCUAGCAUAAUGAACAAAAAAAAACUAAAGAUACUUUAUCUCCAAAAAAAACAAAACGGUAGUUACCGCGACAGAUGUCUGAAAUAAUAUCGACUGAUGGGUGUUUUGACUCUCGGCGCGUUUGGAGACGUUCUGACGGGCAGCAGGCUGACUGACUCCGCCCUCCGGCACCUGUAAAUCUGCCCUGAACGGGCAGAACGGAGCUGAACGCAACACGUUAGUGAAUGAGAGCGCACGGAAGAUCCGCGGACGCUCACGCAGGCUUUAAAUCGCGGGGAUGUUUUCCGUCCUGAUGCACGCCCGGCGCGCGAGCUCGCCCAAAGACGCCACGACGCGCUUCCAGUAGGAGUUUGCGUGCGUUUCGAGAGCGACUUUUGAGCCGCGCGUCACCGGAGAACCGAGCGGCGGGCGAGAGCGCAGAGCGCCGCGGGAGGAGAGAGCGCGCACGCGGGGCUCUGCCCUGCCAAACAUGGCUGAUCGUCGGGAGCGGGGCGCUGCAGGGAUCUCCGGAAAGCCGCUCGAUGCUCCCCACUGAAGAACCAGAAGAUGACGACGGCGACGAGAAGCGGCUCUCCACAAUAAUGACCUACCCGCCCUCGGUUCGGAACAUGGCUGUGAUCAUCCCCUACACCAAUGAUAUACUCUGCGACCACAAAGGCCAGAGGAUGUGGUGGGCUUUCCUCGCCUCCUCCAUGGUCACUUUCUUCGGGGGUCUGUUCAUCAUCCUGCUGUGGAGGACCCUCAAGUACCUGUGGACGGUGUGCUGCCACUGCAAGCGCAAAAAGAAGGACGUGCUGCGGGUCAGUAACCCGGCGGUGCUCGGUGACGGUGUGAUUAAAGCGGCGGGUCAGCGGGAGACGGAGGCGGCGGCCAGCGAGGUGGGCUGGAUGACCUCGGUGAAGGACUGGGCCGGGGUCAUGAUCUCUGCUCAGACGCUCACGGGACGUGUUCUGGUGGUGCUUGUCUUCGCUCUGAGCAUCGGAGCGCUUGUGAUUUACUUCAUCGACUCCUCGAAACCCAUUGAAUCCUGUCAACAUUUCGACAAGGACUACACCUUGCAGAUCGACAUGGCCUUCAACGUGUUUUUCCUCUUGUACUUCGGCCUGCGGUUCAUCGCAGCCAACGACAAGCUGUGGUUCUGGCUGGAGGUGAACUCGGUGGUGGAUUUCUUCACCGUGCCGCCCGUGUUCGUGUCCGUGUAUCUGAACCGGAGCUGGCUGGGAUUGAGGUUCUUGAGAGCCUUGAGGCUGAUCCAGUUUUCAGAAAUAUUACAGUUUUUAAAUAUCUUAAAAACAAGCAACUCCAUAAAGUUGGUGAACUUGUGCUCAAUCUUUAUAAGCACGUGGCUGACGGCAGCGGGCUUCAUACAUCUGGUGGAAAACUCAGGGGAUCCUUGGGAAAACUUCCAAAAUUCCCAGCCGCUUUCCUACUGGGAGUGUGUGUACUUACUCAUGGUAACCAUGUCCACAGUGGGUUAUGGAGAUGUUUGUGCUAAAACAACCCUCGGCCGCCUUUUCAUGGUCUUCUUCAUUCUCGGAGGAUUGGCCAUGUUUGCCAGCUACGUUCCUGAAAUCAUAGAGUUAAUAGGAAACCGCAAGAAAUAUGGUGGUUCCUAUAGUGCAGUGAAUGGGAGGAAGCAUAUAGUGGUCUGCGGUCACAUCACGCUGGAGAGCGUCUCCAACUUCCUCAAAGACUUCCUACACAAGGACAGGGAUGAUGUCAAUGUAGAAAUAGUUUUUCUCCAUAAUAUUUCCCCUAAUCUUGAGCUGGAAGCCUUAUUCAAGAGACACUUCACACAGGUGGAGUUUUACCAGGGAUCCGUCCUCAAUCCUCACGAUCUCGCUCGAGUCAAGAUCGAGUCAGCCGAUGCCUGCCUGAUCUUAGCCAAUAAAUACUGCGCAGAUCCCGACGCUGAAGAUGCAUCCAAUAUCAUGAGGGUGAUAUCCAUUAAAAACUACCAUCCAAAGAUACGAAUCAUAACACAGAUGCUGCAGUACCACAAUAAGGCUCAUCUUCUGAACAUCCCGAGCUGGAACUGGAAGGAGGGCGAUGACGCUAUCUGCCUCGCCGAGCUGAAGCUGGGCUUCAUCGCUCAGAGCUGCCUGGCCCAGGGGCUGUCCACCAUGCUGGCCAACCUCUUCUCCAUGAGGUCCUACAUCAAGAUUGAAGAAGACACCUGGCAGAAGUAUUAUUUAGAGGGAGUGGCCAAUGAAAUGUACACCGAGUAUCUGUCCAGUGCCUUCGUGGGUUUGUCUUUCCCCACCGUCUGUGAACUCUGCUAUGUGAAGCUGAAACUCCUGCUGAUCGCGAUCGAGUAUAAAUCAGACCAGAGAGAAAGCAGGGGUGGAAAAUGCACACUGAUCAACCCGGGCAAUCAUGUGAAGAUGCAGGAGGGAACUCUGGGCUUCUUCAUCGCCAGUGACGCCAAAGAAGUGAAGAGGGCACUUUUCUACUGCAAAGCUUGUCACGAUGACAUUACAGACCCGAAACGGAUCAAGAAGUGUGGAUGCAAGCGGACCAAGAAGCCUGCCUACGAGAGAAUGCAUCUGGCAUGUUGUGUAGCUUGCGGUGGGGCAGAACGUGGCUGCUCGUGCAUGUCAGACAGUGUGGCUAGUAACAUGGAGGUGCUGCACCGUGGCUUCCCCUUCUCUCCCGUGUCUCUGUAUGAUAACAAGACCACUUUAUGCUCCUCUAAAAGUAACUAUAACGGAUACAUCAAAUCAAUAAACGAUGAGCUCGGUCCAACAUUCCAGCCCCAGAAUCCCAAACCCGUCCUAAAGCGAGCUCAGUGCGCAGCGAGAGCGCCUCCUGCUGUCCCGGCCGUCCGUGUGUCCGUGCCUUUAGUAAAUAACCGUAAAGGCAGUCUGCUGUCUCCGGCCGCCUUAUACCUGCACAGACUCAGUCUGGCCGGCUCUAGAGAGCUGUAUGCGAGCGGCGCAGGAGCGUCUGAUGCCAGCCGUCUGCAUCGGGCCUGUAGUCUGCCUGUUAAAUACAGAUAUCAUUCCAGCCACGGCUCCAGCUCCACACUCUUAGUGGAGGAGGAGCAGCAGUCGGCUCUGUCGCCCAAGAAAAAGCAGCGUAACGGAGGGAUGAGAACGUCGCCCACAUGCUCGCCCAAAAUAAUAAGGCACGACCCGUUGUUGUUCCCCGGACACGAUCAAAUGGAAACGAUGGAUGAGAACAUAAAGAAAUAUGAUUCGACGGGAAUGUUUCACUGGUGUCCGUCAAAAGACAUAGAGAAGGUCAUCCUGACUCGCAGCGAGGCGGCCAUGACGGUUCUGAGCGGUCACGUGGUGGUCUGUAUAUUCGGCGAUGUGAAGUCGGCUCUGAUCGGUCUGCGUAACCUGGUGAUGCCUCUGAGAGCCAGUAACUUCCACUAUCACGAGCUGAAGCCCAUCGUCUUCGUGGGAUCUCUGGAGUAUCUGAAGAGAGAGUGGGAGACGCUACACAACUUCCCCAAAGUCUCCAUCUUACCCGGAACGCCGCUGAGUCGGGCCGAUCUGAGAGCGGUCAACAUCAACCUCUGUGACAUGUGCGUCAUUCUGUCGGCCAAUCAGAACAACAUCGACGACGCCUCUCUGCAGGACAAGGAGUGUAUUCUGGCGUCGCUCAACAUCAAGUCCAUGCAGUUUGACGACAGCAUUGGACUCCUGCAGGCCAACUCUCAAGGCUUCACUCCUCCGGGCAUGGAUCGCUCGUCUCCGGAGAACAGUCCCGUUCACGGAUUGGUGCGACAGGCGUCUAUAACCACGGGAGCAAACAUUCCCAUCAUCACCGAGCUCGCUAAAACAGACAAGCUGCUGCCCCUGGUUUCUCUGAGCCAGGACAAGAGCAGCGGGAACAACAUCCCAAUGAUAACGGAGCUGGUGAACGACUCAAACGUCCAGUUUCUGGACCAGGACGAUGACGACGACCCCGACACGGAGCUGUACCUCACCCAGCCCUUCGCCUGCGGGACAGCGUUCGCCGUCAGCGUGCUGGAUUCAUUAAUGAGUGCCACGUACUUCAAUGAUAACAUCCUGACCCUGAUCCGGACGCUGGUGACCGGCGGAGCCACGCCGGAGCUGGAGGGUCUUCUGGCGGAGGAGAACGCUCUGCGCGGGGGAUACAGCACACCGCAGACGCUGGCCAACAGAGACCGCUGCCGGGUCGCUCAGCUGGCGCUUUACGACGGGCCCUUCGCUGACCUCGGGGAUGGAGGCUGUUACGGAGAUUUAUUCUGUAAAGCGCUGAAGACGUACAACAUGCUGUGUUUUGGGAUCUACCGAUUAAGAGACGCUCAUCUGGGAGCACCCAGUCAGUGCACCAAACGAUACGUGAUCACGAAUCCCCCGUACGACUUCGAGCUGGUGCCUACAGACCUGAUCUUCUGCCUGAUGCAGUUUGACCACAACGCCGGCCAGACGCGCUCCAACCUGUCCACUCAGUCCAGCUACUGCCCGAGCAAGAAGAGCCCGUCCGCCCACUCCAUCCCCGCCUCCGCCCGGCCGGGCCGCAGCCGGAGCCGGGACCUGCGCGACAAACAGAAUGCGUCCAGGACGAAUAGAGGGCUUUCAGAUAAAAACCGGUACACAGACGAACCUGAGAGCAGCUUCCCUAGAAACACGCAAACCAAACACACCAACGCACACACAGCCAAUCAGAGCGCUCAGUACAAACCCACCAGCAGCGUCAUCCAGCCAAUCAGAGAAGUGGAGGAGGAGCCUUGAGACAGCCUCGCCUGGACUUCGCUGGUUCUCAGCUGCUUUCGCUUCUGGAGAUCGAAUGGUGACCGAACGAGACCGACACUGUUUAUCACAAGCAAGAAAAAGGCUUUCUUAAACCCUCGUAAUGCAUUCAGGUCUGUUCUGAGCUGCAGGAGACGCAGCAAAAUUGCAAAAAAGACCACGCAAUUUUUGAAUUCUUAAAAUAAAAACAAAUGUAAUUUUGACGCCGAGCACAGUACAUACGUCUAUCCUCAGUUAUCUAUGGCGUUGCAUUAGUGUCAAAAACAUUCGUAAAAUAUAUUUAGAAGGAGUGUAAAAAUUCAUUAUUUAGUCGUUUGGAACGCUCUCGUCAGAGGAAGUGAUGUCAUUUCCUCCUCAUCUUCAGCUGGGGGUGUUCCCAUGACAACGAACGGGGCGUCCGCAGACGUCGCUCUUUUAAUGUCAUAAAGGUCUUUUUAUUGCUUUCAGCGUAACUGUCGCAAAUAAACACGCAUUUUAUAUGUUUUUAAAAUGAGCUAAUAUAUAUAUAUAUAUAAAUGUGAAUAACACUUAAGAUACUGAAGAUAAGGACAUUACAUCCAAACGACUAAAUAAUGAGUGUACACUAACAAGGGGAUAAGGAUGAUCACUUUGUGAUGCAUAAUACGUGUAUUGUUACACCCCUAAUAUUUAGGCUCUUCCCCACAUCUCACUAACUUUUGGGACUGAAUUUUCGCUGAUAAACACAGGAGUAAUAUAUCUAUGUUUCGUUUUAUGCAUCUUCUGAAAUACAGAGAUACAGCCGUCUGAAAAAUGAGGGAUCUGAGGGUGAAAACAAAUCCAAAUACUGAUAAAAUCGCCUUAAAAGUGAAGUCCUUAGCAAUGCAUGUUACUUAUCAGAAAUUAAGUUUUGUUGUAAUUUCAUAAAACAUCUCCAUGGAACAUAUAUCGCUAAUGAUUUCUGCCGUAUACAUGGAUUUUGGCAUUUCGACUGUUUUUGGCUAUUGCUACAAACAUACCUGUGCUACUUGUUUUCUAAGAUUUGUAGUUUCAUAAAUUUAUGCUAAAGCUUUUGAGCAACGAUGCAUAAUAAAGUCUCAGAUUGUAGAUAGCUAUAUAUAUAUAUAUAUAUAUACAUUGUAUGACACAGUAGUUCAACUUUUUUUUGGCCGUCUUCGUAAAAAGAUUUGAAAAUACCGCCUAGGUUUGACUGAUUAAGCUGUCGGCCUCUAACUCGCGCUUCUCGCGAACAAUUAGCAGAUGUGCAUAAAAGCAUCCUUUUAACGAACGGAGUAGAAUAAGGACGGCACGCAAGCGUAACGGAAAGAAAAGACAAGCUGGAAGUAACGGCCCAAACCUGUGGGCGAAAACAAGGAUGUAAACGUGUGUGCAAAAAAAACGCACCGAAUAAGCAAACAUGAAAAGGAGACGCUAGGAAUCAUCCCAGCUCUUAAUUAAAACUGCUUAUUAUGGUAAACGUGCUGAUUUUACUGCUCACUGUAAAGUGUGUGUUGGUCUCUACUUCUACUGGGGGUUUGUUGGGUUUUAAUGGUCGUUGUUGAUGGUUCGAGUGUCUAAUAAUAGGCUAUUUGCUGUGUAACCAUGAUUUCUCAUCUUACUAGUUUUCUUCAGCAAGGAGGAUAGUUUGUGAUUUGAUCUUAGGACUACUUUUAGUGCUAAAGUGCUUUGCGAGAUAUUCGUUUAUUAGCCUCGUUUUUAAGACUCUGCUGCUGUGACGUCGCCACGUGAUUUCAUUAAAAAAAAGGCUUACGGGUGUGAAAACUGUACAGAUUUCGAAUGCAUUAUGACGGCUAAAGUAAUGAAGGGGGAAACAAUCACGUCGCCAUGCCCUUUGAGAUAUCUUAUUAUUUAUUUAUUUUUUACAGUCUGUCUGAUUUUUAUUGUUGAAUGCAUCGCAAACAAUCUGUAAAACCCUGCGUUGUGUGCAUUUCAAUUACUGCAUCAAGCAUUGUUGUUCUCUCUCUGUCUAUAUAUAUAUAUAUAUAUAUAUAAAUACUUAUCGCUCAUGGCUAGUUGAGAACCACUGGUUUUGGACACAAGUGUCAGAACUAGAACUAGAACUAGAAGAGCGUAGAAUGUACUUCGAUGACAGGAACCUAUUCGACUAUGAGCUGAAUAUGUAUAAAGACGAUUUUGGAUGGUUUUGGUGGUUACUGUCGUGAAAUGAGCCGAUUGUCCGCCACAGGUCGCACGGAGCAGGCACGGGUCCUCCCUCGGUCCGGCUCGGGAUUGGCCGCCGAAUCCAAAACCAAUCCAGAUGCUGGACACACGAAACCUAGUAAACAUCGAAUGGCAGCUUCCGCAGCGUUCUUGUACCAAUGAUUAUGCACCGUAGCAAUAAAGGUUUAGUUGGGUAACCAUGCAUUUUAUGGCUUCUGACCUCACCGGGUAGGAAAUAAUGCACCGUUUCAUCCCUAUGAAAUGAGAGCGAAAUGCAUUCCACAUGUUGUGCCGAUGGAGUUGUUUGCUUUUUACUGUUAACAUCGAAGUGCCGUACAACACUUGACGCGCAUUCAUUUGUCGCCUCGAGCUUCCGUCCACUUCUUCAGUCCCUCCAGCGCCGAUCAGGUUAACCGCGCGCUUUAUUAACCCGCGUACGCGCUUCACGUGAGCCUUAACAGAGCUGAUCUGAGAUCAGCAGAGCCGGGCUCGAGGGAGGACCCGCGGAAGACCCGCUCCAGCGAAAAGUGGCCCUCGAAUCAACGGGAAGGAGAAACCGUGCGAUUGUUUAAAGACUGGAGGACUGAAGAGUGGCGUGAAGGAGCUCGCGGCGUUAGUGUUAGGGAUUCACACGUGUUGAGUGUGAACCGUGGGUUUAAAGAGAGAGACGCAUUUCAUAUGAUAUACAUGGCAACGCAGAUAUAAAUACAUUAUAAUGUACAAAAGGCUGUAAAUAAAAUGUACAUGAUUUUGUAUUUUCACAGAAUAAAUAUGGAUGUAUUA